Aquila chrysaetos chrysaetos is the source of this 3731-nucleotide messenger RNA. RefSeq names its product 5-hydroxytryptamine receptor 1D (gene HTR1D). Gene Ontology annotation, biological process: G protein-coupled receptor signaling pathway, coupled to cyclic nucleotide second messenger; regulation of behavior; vasoconstriction. Gene Ontology annotation, cellular component: plasma membrane; dendrite. NCBI's taxonomy places the organism in Eukaryota, Metazoa, Chordata, Aves, Accipitriformes, Accipitridae. Gene Ontology annotation, molecular function: G protein-coupled serotonin receptor activity; neurotransmitter receptor activity. The record is from RefSeq and is a predicted model, not a curated record. The transcript is spliced from 4 exons. Bases 1908 to 3044 code for a protein of 378 amino acids.
UUCAUUACAUCUUAACAUACUAAUUCUAACUGGAGUCCCAUUACUAAUUUUUUUUUAUUAUAUCAAACGUAGUGAUCACCAACUCACACAAAUUAAGUAACAGAGUCUCUAAAACAGGCAUCACAGGGAAGUACAUUCAAACGAAGUUUUAUAAGUAGAUUCAGAGUCCCUGAUUCCUAAACACAUAUUUAAGCUACAUUGUGUUCUCAGUAGUCCAUUGAAUUUAAUAGUUAUUUAUAGUAUAUGAAGUCAUAUCAUUAAGCAAAUGCAUAAGUCAUUGCAAUAGAGGGGCUAUACAUUUUAAGAAACUUUUAUGACCAUCCUAUCUGACCUUGUGCACAUCCCCAAGCAGACCACUGCCUUCCAGUUUCAUUCAUGGAGCCCAGGAGCUUCCAACCAGCUGAAGUGGAUCACAGUUCUGUUUAGAUACUAAACUGUGUUGGUUUUUUUUUUUUAAUUUUGCAUAUUUACAGUUCUAUAUGUUAUACUGCGUAGUGGCACCUUACUGCUUUCAUUGACAGCAGUUGGAAGCAAUAGGACUACUAAUAGGCUUGUUCAUAUACAGAUUUUCUCCUGCGUGGGAUGUGUGAUCAGCCCAGUGUUCAGAUUCCUAACCGGUGACUCUCAGUUCUGUGUCAGAUGGCAUGAAACUGUACCAGUUAUGACUGAUAGAGGCGUUUUUCCUCAAUGGUUGGGAGGAGGCUGGCCUGGUGAUUAUCUUCUUGGAGAAGUUUGGUGUCUCUCCUUGUAGCCCUCACAGCAUGCUUCAAAGCUGUUCAUGACCCAUAUUCAGGAUCUCUUUCAAGAAGGCUUGGGCUGGCAUAAUGUAAGUGACAUUCUGGUACUCGGGGGCGGAUCUGAGUGAAAGAUCGCAAGGAAAUCUGUCUGAGGAUGUUUUCUUCAGGUUUGUAAAGAUUUCAGGUUACACUAAGUGAAUCUAAAGAAAAGUAUGGAAAGGCUGUAUGUAGACUGUAUACUGUGAUACCUCAACUUCCACAACUCUUGUAUCACCAUUCUGGACUAAAACAUUCGCUUUCUUUUUCCAGAUCCCCUUAACCAGUCUAUUUUUCGUCUUUUGAGGGAAUCACCACUCCACAAGUGCAUGCAUUACAAUCAUUCACCAUGUGCAUGAUGAGGAACACCUCAAUACUUGGAACAUGCUGUGAGCUUCAGUGCCAGCAUAUUGAAUUCUGAUACCCAACACCUGACUUCAGCAUUUGAAGACUGAGUGUUGAAGAGAAAAUCUGAAUGGUCUGGAGGAAUAAAUGAAAAUAGAGCUCUGCACUUUUCAAAAAGAGGUCUUGAUUUACAAAUCUGGCAGAAAUUAUGUUUACAGAAGGAAUCCAGACAGUAUUGUUUUAUAUCUUGGGUACUCUACUAAUAAAGUGUCCCUUAUAAAUAUCAAAAAUGUGACAUUGAGCUAUUAGAGAGGAAGGGAAAAUACUCCUGAGGAUAGCUUUGUUCCAAGCACAGGGGCAUCAAUUAUAUGCCCAGAUGUUUUCAGCCUCUCACUCUUCAGUAUUGACUUAUGCAGCUUUGCAGAAAAUUAGUUCAGAAAGGAGGUGUGAAUAAAAGAUAAUAAAGAAUGAUUUAGUCAUCUGCAAGAUGUAAAUGAAAACCACCUAAAUUCCCACCACUUACAGUACCACUUGUCAUAUACCAGAAUCAUGUCUGCAUGAUUAUGUUAACAUUUUGCUUUAACAAUGAUGUCAUUGAUGUGAUGUGAUGGAAAGUCUAGCUUAGGACAGUACCUCAUCUACUGUGUAAGCUGAAGUUUUCAACAAGUUAAUAUUUCUUCAGUGUUGGACUUUAUAUGAAACAUUCUAUUUCAGCAAAAAAGUAAGCAUCUUUCUUCAUCAUCUCAGAAAGAUUACACUGGAAAGUGAAAAGUGAAAUCAGAGCAGAGGAUGACUCAGUAUAACCAUUCAGCAGAGCUCUCUCUCCAGAGCUUAGCAAAUAAGUCAUUAAAUUUCACUGAAACACCACUGGCUUUGGAUGAAAGGACGCUAUUAGGGCUGAAGAUUUCACUGUCAGUCCUUCUGUCUGUUAUAACUUUGGCAACGAUCCUUGCAAACAUUUUUGUUGUUAUUACAAUUUUUCUGACUAGAAAGCUCCACACACCUGCAAAUUACCUCAUUGGCUCCUUGGCAGUGACUGAUCUUUUAGUGUCUGUCCUGGUAAUGCCCAUCAGUAUUGCUUACACUGUCACCCACACGUGGGCCUUUGGCCAAGUGUUGUGUGAUAUCUGGUUAUCAUCAGACAUCACGUGCUGCACAGCCUCAAUCCUACACCUCUGUGUUAUUGCACUGGACAGAUACUGGGCUAUCACAGAUGCUUUGGAAUAUGCCAAACGCCGGACUGCUGGCCGAGCAGCGCUCAUGAUUGCUGUGGUCUGGAUGAUAUCUAUUAGUAUUUCUGUGCCACCAUUUUUCUGGAGGCAAGUGAAAGCUCAUGAAGAAAUUGCAAAGUGUACUGUGAACACAGAUCAAAUUUCCUACACAAUUUAUUCCACUUUUGGAGCUUUCUACAUCCCGACUGUGCUCCUUCUGAUAUUGUAUGGUAGAAUUUAUGUAGCAGCUCGAUCCAGGAUUCUGAAGCCGCCCUCAUUAUAUGGGAAACGUUUUACUACUGCACACCUGAUUACUGGCUCUGCUGGGUCUUCCCUCUGCUCCAUUAAUGCCAGCCUUCAUGAAGGGCAUUCCGAUUCAGGUGGAUCCCCCAUAUUUAUCAAUCAUGUUAAAAUAAAACUUGCAGAUAGUGUCCUGGAAAGGAAAAGAAUUUCUGCUGCAAGAGAAAGGAAAGCCACCAAAACUUUAGGCAUUAUUCUGGGAGCUUUCAUUUUCUGCUGGCUGCCUUUUUUUGUCAUGUCCUUAGUCCUACCAAUCUGCCAAGAUGCUUGUUGGUUUCAUCCCAUCCUACUGGACUUUUUUACAUGGUUAGGUUACUUAAACUCAUUGAUCAAUCCAGUCAUUUAUACAGCUUUUAAUGAAGAAUUUAAACAGGCUUUCCAAAAACUAAUACAUUUCAAAAAGUGUUCAUCUUGAGCCUCUCCUGUUGUGUUACUGACCCUUGUGGAAUCUUGCAGCCUACCUGGAAACUUUCUGUGCUUUUACGCUGCUGCUACCCUGUGCUGUGCAUGUAACUGGGAACUUCUUGCCAAUUUGGUACUUUCUGUCUGGAAUUCUGUAUCCCAUAACAGAACUUGUCUGUGGUCUAUGCAGUAAUUGUUUGUGUAUAUAAGAUCAACACAUGAAGUAAGCUUUGUAACAAGUGAAGGAGUGUGAACCAGAGAGCUGAGUUUGUAUGAUGAGAUGACACAUAUUAUCCAAAGCUGUCAUGCCUUUCUAACCUGAUGGGAGGAAAAAUGUGUGCAUAUUUGCAGGACAUCGGUAUUUCUGCUGUAUAUUAUUAACAAUUUAUGUAGGCUGAGAAAAUUUCUGGGGAACAGGAUCUGAUGUCUACAUUUUCUAUGGCAUGUAUUCUAUCCAUUUGAAAUUGAUAAAACCUGUAAUUUUUUCAGAAGCUGUGUGACAGCCUGACUCUAAGCAGCAGGGCAUAGAAGGCAUAGCGUGUAUGUAAGUUCUGUGGAUAUUUCACAAAUACUGCAUCUGAAGCUAUGCUUUUGGUGAACUGUAGAAAGAAGACAAUUUAUUUGAAAAAAUCUUUACAUGUUUUAUCAUUAAUAGAAUAGCCAGUGCAGAAAUACCACAAAAUAAAUAGCAUGAAAAUUA